This is a messenger RNA of Closterium sp. Naga37s-1, 1200 nucleotides long. NCBI's taxonomy places the organism in Eukaryota, Viridiplantae, Streptophyta, Zygnematophyceae, Desmidiales, Closteriaceae. The record is from the annotation of a GenBank genome assembly.
AUGACGCUGUUGGGAGGUCCGCGCAGGGGUUACGUGCCUGUUAGGAGGCGGAAUCCCAGCGGCGGUCUCCAAUCGAGUCGCCAGAUUAGCCCGAGUGACGGCACCCGCCACCGUCAACUGCGCGAUCGCGACAGGCAGGCUGAGGAGGAGGAUGGCGAGGCUGGCAUGACCGAAGCUGGAGUGACCGAGGCUGGGCAAUCCAAAACAAGCCCCGACCUGUACUAUAACGGAGGGCCUGUUAUCGCGGAUCCGGUCGUCUACCUCAUCUACUACGGCACGUGGCCUGAGAAUUCCGGAGCUGCCAUUAUCGAUAAUUUCGUGCAGUCGCUGGGAGGGAACGCGAGCAGGCAGGGAGGGCCGAGGGGUGAGAGCAGCGUGAGCGGCUGGUGGGCGAUCACCACGCAUUACUUUAUGACACGGGCUGACCGCAAGCUGGCGUACGUCACUCCUAAGGUUCGGUUUGGAGGUUCGGUAGUGGAUCAGGGCUCCAUCGGCCAUUCCUUCUCCGACACCGAGAUUGCCAGGAUUGUCGAUCGCAACGUGGGCAAGGCCAACUUUGUCGAUCGCAACGUGGGCAAGGCCAACCGGCUGCCGUCCGAUCCGAACGGGAUCUACAUCGUGGUCACGAGUGCUGACGUGGAUGUGUGGGAGUUCAGCCGCUGCAGCUAUUGCGGGUGGCAUGCACAGAUGAUGGACAUGCGCACUGGCAGCCCCAUAGUGUAUGCAUUUGUGGGGCACCACUCGCUGUGCUGCCAGUACAGCAACUCCUCCCCCAACGGACUACCAGCCAUAGACAGCAUGGUGAGCACCAUUGCCCACGAAAUCACCGAGGCUGCUGCUGACCCCUCCUGCCUGCUUAACCCUCGCAUUUCCCUGCCACCCCCCUGUCCCUCAAAUCCCACCCCAUCCCACCCUGGCCGCUCCUCCCCUACCGGGCUGCCAGCCAUAGACAGCAUGGUGAGCACCAUCGCCCAUGAGACGACAGAGGCCACCACCGACUCCUCCCCCAACGGCAUGCCAGCAAUAGACAGCAUGCUCUGCCGCCCCAAGCUCAGCCGCCCCAAGCUCUGCUGCCCCAAGCUCUGCCGCUCCAAGCUCCGCUGCUCCAAGCUCUGCUGCCCCAAGCUCUGCCGCCCCAAGCUCCGCUGCUCCAAGCUCUGCCGCCCCGAGCUCUGCCGCCCCAAGCUCUGCUGCCCCUAG